GCAGGGAGGGGCAUUGUUGAAAAAGUCCCAAAAAAUCCCAAAAAAGACUCUCAUUAAGGGUCUUCUUCAUUUAGUCCCAAGAAGCAACUUUUAGUCCUCAGUAGUCCCUCCUGUUUGGUUAAAAAGUCUCUAAGAGGGGCUUUUUCUAGUCCCUACACCAAAAAGUCCCUGAAAACAAACACCACCUAAGUCCUCCCAAAAUCCUGCAACCCAAAGAAGGCAUAAAUAGGAUUAGGGGGUCUGGUGCAGUGGGCUAACAUCCAAUAGUGGUACUACCUUCAUUUUUAUAUACAUGGCCACUUUAUUUUUUAUGUGAAAUUUUAAUUUACAGUUUUGGUCAACAAACUCCCUUCGUCCGGAAAUAUUUGUCAUCAAAAUGAAACAAGGGGAUGUAUCUAGAUGUAUUUUAGUUUUAGAUACAUCUCUUUUUGUCCAUUUUGAUGACAAGUAUUUUUGAACGGAGGGAGUAUAAUCAAAAGGUUACUUAAUAUUUGCAUCCAAUGACAUACUUUUUAUGACAUAUGACUCACAUUUUGUUGGUAAUAAAAUUAGACAUAAAAAACAUGAAGUGGCCUUGUAUUAGUAUUCCCUCCGUCCGAAAAUACUUGUCAUCAAAAUAAAUAAAAGGGGAUAUAUGUAGAUGUAUUUCAGUUCUAGAUACACCCCUUUUUGUCCAUUUUAAUGACAAGUUUUUCCGGACGGAUACUCCCUCCGUUCCACUAUAUAGUGCGCAUUGUUUCAGGCACGUAUACCAAUCAGUGACCUGGCGCUGAGUUUUGGACGCUGUUACCCCCGCUUGUCUUGCCUCCAGCCCAUGUGCGUGUGGGUCUACUUUGUGGUCAGUGGAAAGCCAAACCAGCACGCCACCGCGGGGGAUAGCAAAACGCGCAAGAUACGGGACUGCGAGUUAGUGGUGGCGGGAUCCGCGGCUGCGGCGGUGCCCUCGACAACCUCGCCAUCUGUCCGCCGGCGCACGCCUACCCAUCUCCUCCGUGAGCACCACAUGCAUCGGCUCCUCGCACGCCACCACCCACGGCUCGCCGUGGCCGUUGUACAUCACGAAGACGUCCUGGCAGCCGCUGCCCUUGUCCCUUCCUCCGCGCGCGACCGGAGAGGACGGCGUCGACGCCGUCCACACCUCGAGCUCCUGCUGCUCCCUCUUCUUCUCCGCCUCACGGGAGGUGGCCGUGGCCUCCAGAUCUGGAGAUAGAAGAAGGGGCCGUGGUCGCCUGCAUCAGAUGGGAUCGACUUGGAGUACUAGUCCACUUGGUGUGGCUGGCAGCGGAGAUGUUUGCCAGGGAUGCGGCGGACGCGGGGACGCCAAUAGCCGACGCAACAACGCCGGAGGCCAGCCAUGGACGCGAAGAUGCCGGCGGCUGAGACGGAUAUGCCGGAGACGCCGGAUGCGGACACGGUGAUGCCGGAGAGGCCGGCCACCAGCAGCGGACGCGAAGAUGCCGGAGCAGGCAGAGGACGCGGAGACACCGGCUUCCUGCUGCUCCCCCUCCUCUGCCGCCGCAGGUCGAUUCCCGCUGCCACCGGUCCAAUCCGUUUGUCCUGGAGGAAGGGGAUACAGGCGAACGUUGCAUGUGUGGGUGUGCUGCUGCCGGGGCUAGUUUCGUCCAAAAGAGCCCAAAGUAGCUAACGCGCACUACAUUUCGGAAUAAUGCCAAAAAAUCUAUGCGCAUUACAUAGAGGAAUGGAGGGAGUAAGAGGGAGUAGGUUCUUGGGAUUUUAUUUUUCUAAUCUGUACUCUGCUAGGGUUUAUAACUCGGAAGAAAAAAAAACUUCGAACCACUGCUCUGGCCGCCGGCUGCGCUCACCGUUCGCCCUCCCACUUUCCCUACCUCCCUCAAAUCCCGUCCGGCGCCGCAGCAGAGUAGUGGAGGCGGCCAGCGAGCAAGGGGCCGAGAGAGAAAAAAAAGAGAGAGAAAUCCAUCUUCCUCUGGCUUCCUCCUGACUCCCCACCGGCCAACCCCCACCCGCCCGGCCGCCGCACCAUCCCAUCUCCUCCCCGCCGGUCUCCAAACCAAACCCCAGGCCCAACCACCUGCUCGGACGGCAGCGCCGCCUCGCCGACGCGUCAAUCGGGGGUCCUCGGACGCCAGCGCCGCUGAGCCACCGCGCUCGGGACGCUCCUCCUCCCGUUCUCCCUCGCGGGCCUGGCCGGCUCCCUCGGCCGCGCCUCCUGCCUCCUCACCAACCACGGCGCCGGCUCCUUUGUCUGGGUACCGGGAGUAUCGCCUCGGGGAGUAUUCCACCUAGCUGCACCGCCGGGUCAAGAACUCAGACAACUGGGCCAAGAGGGAGUCGCUGCAGCAGUUCGUCACCAACAAUCUCUUCUUGAUUCAGGUCAAUUUCUUCUCCUAUUCUUAGUUCUUACAUUUUAAUCUUUGCAACACAUCUAGUCAACGGCGGAGCCAGGAAAUACACACAAGGGGGGCUGAAUAUUGACCACAACUCCAAAAUUUAAUAAGGUGUACGGAAUUUGUAAGAAUAUAUGGAAAUUGAUACUGAGAUAGCAAAAUAUGUACUAUAUAACCAACCAACUGUUCAUAACAUACUAUCUCUACGCAUCGAGAGCUUGGAAAUAAAAUGCACAAUUAGAUGAUGAUGAACUAACAGUUAUCACUCGAACUCCACACGGCGAGUCAUUGUAUUGAAUUCAUCAAUAAGUGCAUCAGUUGAGAAUCCUACUGCAAUCUCUUUCUCGUUGUAGAUCAACAAGCAAUCUCUUAGAAACAUGUCUUCCAUUUUAUAUCGGAGUCUUGUUUUAACAAGUUUCAUUGCCAAAAAUGCACAUUCUUGCAGUUGAGACAGGUAAAGUGAGAACAAGUUGAAUUAACCUGCAAAUAAAAUCAAUUAAUACUCCUCCGUCCGGAAAUACUUGUCGGAGAAAUGGAUGUAUCUAGACAUAUGUUAGUUCUAGAUACAUCCAUUUUUAACGAUUUUUUCGACAAGUAAUUCUGGACGGAGGGAGUACUUGAUGUAACAGUCAAAGCAAAUAAUACAAGAGCAGAAAUAUUGUAUGACCUGCCAAUCAAAUAAUAAUCCACUGAUUUUCCUGUUUUUGCAAGUUGUUGAUAAAGAUCUCCUACGCUUGACAGAUUCUGAAACCUUGGAUUUGUAGGUACAUCAAGCUCAUAAUGUUGUAGCUGACAUCUCAAAUUGUUUCUUUUUUGUUCUGAAAAUUCAGCAGGGUAGUAUUUUGAAGCGAGAGGACAUACAUCGUCAAUGUUUAAUGAACUAAAUGAGUCCUUGGGAUUCAAAGAAUUGCAAAGGAUGAGAAUCUCGUUGCUUGUUUGCUGAACCUGCAGUUUAGUUCAUGUAGUUGUUGGUCAACUGCAACUGUAAAAAUAUAAUACCGAUAGUGAUGCUCGGCUGUACUCUGAUCAUCUACACGAGACCAUAAGAAAUCAACAUAGUUGUCAGUCAUAUUUGGAGCAGUAAUUCCAUGUUUCUGGGAAAACAAAUUCACAUCACUAAUCAACUUAGCCCACUCAUCUCUUAGCUGCUGUACCAACUUCUUUGUAGUGGAAACAUCAUCCAUGGCAUUCAAAAUAUCUUGGGAUUUCUGCUGUAGUUUCUUGCAUAACAUAUCUGUUAUUCCCAUCAACUCUUUCAUGACAUGCAGAAUAAAUACGAAGUCGAAUGACAUCAUCAACCUAACAGCACCAGCAGCCUUAGCUCGUGCAGAAGUCUACCAGGUGUCAACUAUUCUCGGAUUUACACCCACCCACCCACCCACCCCAAAGUUCGGUGGUGAUGAAUUGACCCGUCUCUGCUCAGUUCAGAGACAGAUCUGGUUGUUGGAGAUUCAAAACAUGUUUCCCCACAUAAGACAUGUGCUUGGUACUUCGUAUGAUGCUAAUAAGGCUUGGGUUUGCACCAGAUGCAUGCAGCCAAAUUGGCCAACCAAGCACAAGCUUUUCAUGCUUCCGAAACAGGCAUGUAAUUGUGGAAGAAAGUUCACCGGAGACUACAGAAUUUCCUUUGAUGAUAUAUUAGUGAAUGAACAUCGUCUGCUGGGAAAAUUUCAUAAACAAGGCAAAAGCACGUUUUGUGUGGCUUUUGCAUGUGUUCAUGCGCUUCAGUUCAUGUUGCGUUGGGAAGCUUUGCUGAUGAAGAGAGAUCCUGAUUUGGUUGGUAAAUUGAGUCCCCUGAAACUGAUUGGCUUGUUCAGGACGAAGUUCCCUGGGUAUGAACAGGGUGACCCCAUGCAAAAAGUCCGUUACAAUCGGUUCGUACACAUUGCACUGAUAUUGAUGGAAAUUGGCCUGGCAGGUUCUAAGGUGGAUGAUCUCACUGUAAUUCCACGCAAUGAUUAUCAAAGAAUUUCUACUGCCAUAGCUGAUGGGCAUGCAUUAGUGGCUACUUUCUUUGGUGGAAAAAAAUUAGCUCGUCUGAAAUAUGGGCAGAUCUAUAGGUCAUAUGAUCCAUUAGGUUAUGAUGGUAGAAGGAAAAAGAUAAUUGGACAUGCGGUCUUCCUUAUUGGUGCAGCACGAGAAAAUAAGGAGGAGUAUUACGAUUUUGUCAAUUCUUAUUGUAAUUUCUGUGUGCGCCGCAACUCCCAAGGAGCACUCAUCAAAUCUGGCAUAGGGAGAUUACGCGCGUCAGACCUUAAAGAAAAUGUCAUUUGCCUUCACCGCGGUAGUUGUGGAGACGAUGAGUGGCGGUUGCAGCCCCAGAUCGGUACCAAUUUUGAAUUAAAUAAACACAACAAGCUUUUAAUGUCCACCUUGAAGCCUGAGCUUCCCAACCAACCUGAUAUCAUGGAAGAUAUGAUUAAGAACAUUCCAGUUAUGGUGUAUGAUGAAAAAAAAAUCGUCUUUGCAUGGGUACCCAGACAACAGACUCCAGAUGCCAAGUGCUCCGUUGGCCCAAGGGCUGAUUCUACUGUCCAGGGUGAUUGCCCACUGGAGGUUGUUGCUGGACAUGGUGACCAGCCCAUGAUUACUGUCAAGUACAAGGGUGAGGAGAAGCAGUUUGCAGCUGAAGAGAUUUCUUCUAUGAUCAUCAUCAAGAUGUUUGAGAUCGCUAAAGGUUUCACUGUUGUGAAGAAUGUCCUUGUUACUGUCCCUGCGUGCUUCAGUGAAUCACAGUGGCAGGCUACCGAGGAUGCUGGUGUGUUUGCUGGCAUCAGUGUCAUGCGUAUCAUCAAUGAGCAAACAGCUGCAGUUAUUGCUUAUGGUCUUCACAAGAAAGAUUCGUACGUGGACAAGAAGAAUGUUCUCAUCUUUGACCUUGGAGGUGGUAGCUCUGAUGUCUCCCUUCUCACCAUUGACGAUGGCAUCCUACAGUUUAAGGCCACAGCUCGUGACAAUAAGAUUGGUGGCAAGGACUUUGACAACAGGAUGGUCAACCACUUUGUUCAAGAGUUCAAGAGGGAGAACGAGAAGGACAUCAGUGGCAAUAUAAGAGCUCUUCGGAGGCUGAGGACAGCCUGUGAGAGGGCAAAGAGGACUCUCUCCUACACUGCCCAGACCACCAUUGAGAUCGACUCGCUGUUUGAGGGCAUUGACUUCUGCUCCACCAUCACCCGGACCGGGUUUGAGGAGAUGAACAUGGAUCUGUUCAGGAAGUGUAUGGAGCCUGUGGAGAAGUGUCUUCAGGAGGCAAAGAUGAACAAGGGCACCGUGCACCAUGUUGUCCUCGUUGGUGGUUCCACUAGGAUUCCCAGAGUGCAGCAGCUUCUGCAGGACUUCUUCAAUGGCAUGGAUAUCUGCAAGAGCAUCAACCCCGAUGAGGUUAUUGCCCACGGGGCAGCUGCCCAGGCUGCCAUCUGGAGCAGAGAGGGCAACGAGAAGGUUCAACUGCUAUUGGAUGUGACUCCUCAUUCUCUUGGUCCGGAUACAGCUGGAGUGGUGAUGAGAGUCUUGAAGGUGCCCGGUGAGGAGAAGGCCACCAUCACCAACGACAUGGAUGAGCUGAGCAAGGAAGAAGUAUGCAAGAUAGUCCAGGCCUCCAAGCUGUGGGCAGACAACAAGAAGAAGAUGCAAGGGGCCAUCGACGCUGGUAUCUAGUGGCUGGACACGAACCAGCUUGCUGAGGCGGGCGAGUUCAGGGAGAAGAUGGAGGCCCUGUGCGACCCCACCAUUGCCAAGAUGUACCAGGGCGCUGGCCCCAAGAUGCAGGACUAGGUUUGUUAUUUUGGCCUGGCAUAACACUUUUAACACUCCAGUCACCAGCCAAACAAGAAUUGCUUAGGCUCAGGCCAGGCAGUUGAUUUUGUCAGAAGACGCUCUAAGCUUCUAUUGAGUUUGUUGGCAUUUCUGCUGUGCGUUGUUAUAUUUUUUUACUUGAUGAUGUGUUGUUCU
This is a messenger RNA of Triticum dicoccoides, 6317 nucleotides long. RefSeq names its product heat shock 70 kDa protein 18-like. NCBI's taxonomy places the organism in Eukaryota, Viridiplantae, Streptophyta, Magnoliopsida, Poales, Poaceae. The coding region runs from base 3549 to 6023 and encodes 824 amino acids. The transcript is spliced from 9 exons. The record is from RefSeq and is a predicted model, not a curated record. Gene Ontology annotation, molecular function: ATP binding; ATP-dependent protein folding chaperone.